AUGUCCAAUUCAACAACCCCUAACCCUACUAAGAUCAAGCUUGGAGAGUGCGCACCCAGGGGCAGGAACAUCGAAUUUGGCAUCAUGGGCGACGAAGUGGAUCACGUGGCAUCCCUUGGUCGAUCCACGCUCGAGAGCAUUCAAACUCUGAUCGAAGAGCUGGACGCAUUGAGUGCUGCGUACAAGCGGAAGCUAGCUGCUGCAACAAGACUAGAACGUCGAGAAUUGGCGGAUCCUCUGCCCGGAAUACACGAAUUUGUUACGUCGGUCAAGGGCACAAGCAACUCAGUUCAGCGCAUCUUGAAGGCCAGGAGCGAUGUGCAAUCAAGUACUGCCGACGGCCAGUCCCAAGAGGAGCGGGAUAAGAAAGAUACAUCUGUCAUCCUAGGGUGCGGCCUGAAUUCUCACCAGGAGCAAUGGGACGCUAUCAAGCGCACUCAUGGGCUGAUGGCAUUUCGGCGAAGGUUCAGCGGCAACUCUGCAAAACUCGGGACAACUGUCGAUGCCGUGGUGGAGAACGGUACCGAAUGGGUGAAAGUAUCGGUGGUAACCGAGAAGAAGCUCAUAUAUCAAAUGGCACAAGAAGGCUGGAAUCCUGACGACUCGACCGACGAAGACUCUGAUGCCAGCGACGGCGAAGACACUGGCAUCGGUAUUGUGAAGAUCACAUGUCAACUCGUCAAAGCAGCACGUUCGAACCGUUGCAACACUCGAAUUCCACGAGUACGCAUGGUCCUGCCAAAUAUUACGGAAGGACGUGUCGACGCAAUCGACAGAUUGCUGGGCCGCAUUCGCGGUUUGGGUGCCUCAAAGAAGCAGGGGGGGAACGUCGAGGUCCUUGUGGAUUGCUCGAACAGUACAUUUUUGGGCACUCCCAUCCCUCUCCUAGAAACGGCUUUUGCAAACAUGUUUCGGGACACCAAUCUGGACCGCUUGACUCACACGGUCAACUUGGAGCUGACCAUCCUUCUCUCCUUGGCAUCAGACAUUGCACACGCCGAAAUCGAGCCCAAGGAAUGGUACUCCAUGCAGACACUGUCCCACCUGGAGGAUGAAGCACACGCACCCGGCGUGAGAUUGCAGAUCGUCUAUAACGCUUUGAGAGGGAGGCGGCUCGAAUGCACUUACGAAGUCGCUAGGGAGUUUUGCAACAUAGUAGAUGACUUGGGCACAGAAACUACUAAAGCUCGCGCUGCAAUUAUGUUUGGAUGGAACAACAUGCAGGAAGGCUUCCAGUUAUUACAACGCAGUAAAAAAACGCCGCAUUCGAAUGGAAUCGGCGAUGACGCGAUCAACAGUUGUGAUCAGUCCAAUGCUUCAGAUCGGAAGAAUCCGAUAGAGGAAUGGCGGAAGCUCUCAAUCUUCCCAGUGCCAGAUGACCUUAAAUUUCCAGUGAGGGUCAUUGGCGAGGAUGUCUUCGACCAUAACGACUAUGUGUCACUGAUCAAGGCUGGAAAAUUGCCUCCUGUAGCAAGCAAGGUGUGGGAGAAGCUGGAUCGGCCGUAUAAUCGUUCCUGUCACCUGUGGGGUUGGAUACAAGAUAUCACUACUAUUUCGGCCAACAGCCUCAAUACAAGGCUAGUCGAUGCUACUGUGGACAAGGAACGAACCAGCGCCUUAGAAGUCGGGCCCAGAAUGUAUCUGACAGCGCUGGCGAUCAGUCUCAAUACCGCAAAGCCGUGCCCGACUGACAAGUGGAACGAGAUUAAGGAUGCAAAACACGAGAGGAAGGAAGCGAGGACUAAGGAAGCGAAGUCGAUGAAAGCAGCUGGGACGUGGGGUCCCAGCAUGGGAGUACCAGUAAAAUGGGACCAGAAGCAACUGAGGAAGCAAAACAUCAGGCGGCACAAAGGCGCCGUGGAUAGCUCCAACGUCUCACAGCAGUCUUCGUCGUCAGAAUGA
This is a messenger RNA of Diaporthe amygdali, 1902 nucleotides long. RefSeq lists its product as uncharacterized. NCBI's taxonomy places the organism in Eukaryota, Fungi, Ascomycota, Sordariomycetes, Diaporthales, Diaporthaceae. The transcript is spliced from 3 exons. Bases 1 to 1902 code for a protein of 633 amino acids. The record is from RefSeq and is a predicted model, not a curated record.